Messenger RNA from Rattus norvegicus (Norway rat), 537 nucleotides. Lineage: Eukaryota; Metazoa; Chordata; Mammalia; Rodentia; Muridae. The record is from RefSeq and is a predicted model, not a curated record.
AUGAACAAGAGGCCUUACUUUAGGCCAAACCCAUUUUACGAAAAAUUGAAGAUAAAGGAGAAGGAUUUCAUGUCAUUAUUACCCAACUUACAGUUGGAGAACAUUGAGAUCCCUCAAAAUAUCCAGGAGCUCAAGAAGGAGAUUAACUUCUACUGCAACCUACACAGCCAGAUGGUCAUGGUGAAGACUUUUAUGAAGAAGUUGGUCACACUGAAGCAGGAGAGAAAGGGGGUGCAGCUUGAUUGUGCAGUCCUAAAGAAAUGCUUGGUUGACUUGAACCGGAAAGAUAAUGACGAACAGGAAAAGAAGACAAUCAAACUCCAGACCCAACAACAUCUGUGGUACCAAUGGUACCAGGAAGUGGGCUAUCAUAGUGACAGAUCUGACCGAGUAGUUUAUUGGAGGAAUAUGGAAGAAUUUGAAGAUUUAGACAAGAACACAAAUACAAGUGAUUAUUGUAAGCAGAGCUUAAUGGAAGCUAUUAGAAUCUUGGAAGACACUAUGUGGGUUAUGGAUGCUCUGACCAAGAGGCUUUAG